Messenger RNA from Calliphora vicina (urban bluebottle blowfly), 1733 nucleotides. Its product is annotated as organic cation transporter-like protein. The transcript has 5 exons. Bases 72 to 1733 code for a protein of 553 amino acids. Gene Ontology annotation, cellular component: membrane. Gene Ontology annotation, biological process: transmembrane transport. The record is from RefSeq and is a predicted model, not a curated record. NCBI's taxonomy places the organism in Eukaryota, Metazoa, Arthropoda, Insecta, Diptera, Calliphoridae. Gene Ontology annotation, molecular function: transmembrane transporter activity.
UCCCAGGAAAGAACUCUCAAUAACAUUAGAACAAAUCAACAUCUAAAAACCUCAGUUUAAAAAGGAUCCUCAUGGAUUUCGAUCGAGCUUUAGAAAAGUGCGGUAACUAUGGCCGCUAUCAACUGGUGGUGCUGCUGUUGUAUGGCUACACCAAUUUUAUGGCCUCCAUGCACUAUUACUCUCAGACACUUAUUACAUUUACACCCGAUCACUGGUGCUAUCACCAGCAGUUGGAAAAUAAAACUUUUACCGAAAUCAAUGACAUUUACAAGAACUAUUCAAAUCCUCAUUGCUCAUUGUUGGAAUUGAAGGGCAGUGUGUUGGAGAGAGCCGAAGUGGGAGAGUGCCACAAGUGGUUUUAUAAAAAAGAAAAUGGCUACGAAAGUGUAACUACCGAGUUAAACUUGGUUUGCGAUUCAGCUUAUAAAUCGGCUGUGGGUCAAUCAUUUUACUUUCUGGGAGCUGUGGUGGGCACUAUUUCAUUUGGUAUUUUAGCCGAUCGCAUUGGCCGUUUGCCUGCCAUUAUUUUGAGUACUUUGUCGGGUGGUUUGGGAGACUUUUUAUCCUCCUUUGUCAACAGUGUGGAAAUGUUUGCUGUUACCCGUUUUAUUUGCGGCUUGGCUACGGACACAUUUUUUGUGCUCAUGUAUAUAUUGACCUUUGAAUACCUUAAUCCCAAGAAACGCACCUUUGGCCUGAAUAUUAUAACGGCUACAUUUUAUUGUGCCGGUUUAAUGCUGUCACCCUGGUUUGCUUUGUGGGUUAAAACAUGGCGUUACUAUUUAUUAAUUGCCUCUGUUCCAGUACUUUUAUUCCUGCUGUAUCCCUUACUAAUCUGUGAAUCGGCUAGUUGGCUGUUGACUAGAGAAAAAUAUGAUCGAGCCGUUCAAUGUUUGAAACGUGUGGCCAAAUGCAAUGGCCGCCAGGUGGAGGAGAAAGUUUUUCAGGAGUUCAUUGAAUAUUACAAACAAAAGGCUGUAGAGGAGCAAAAGCUUAAAAAUGAUGAUACAUUUUGGGGCAUGUUUAGAACUCCACGUCUAAGGAAAUUUACCAUUAUAUUGCUGAUCAAAAGUGUUAUAGUUACCAUGUCCUUUGAUAUUAUAUCACGUAAUGUGGAGGGUUUGGGUUCUUCACCCUUUAAACUGUUCUCCUUUUCUUCGAUAGUUUAUGUGCCCGCUGGUCUUACUCUUAUAGCCUUUCAAAAUGUAAUAGGACGCAAAGGUAUGGCCACAGCCUCUUUACUAGGAGGCAGCCUAAUAACAGCUGUUACUGGUUUCCUAAUAGCCUUCUUAGAUCCCUCAACAAAUUCUAUUCUACUGGCCAUAAUGGUGGGUUUGAGUCGUUAUGGAGCUGUGGUGGCCUACGAUGCUGAGGUUCAGUAUUGCACCGAAAUUGUGCCCACCAGUGUUAGAGGUCGUGCUGUGGCCAAUAUACAUGUGUUGGGCUAUGCCUGCAGUUUCUUCAAUUCUUAUGUCAUUUAUUUGGGUCAUUAUUACAAGCCUUUACCCUCGAUUUUCAUCAGUAUUAUUAUGUUAAUGGGAGCUGGUUUAUGCCUGUGUUUGCCCGAAACUUUGAACCAAAAACUUCCUGAAACUUUAAGUGAUGGUGAGGUCUUUGGUCUUGAUGAGAAGUGGUAUUUCUUUCCUUGUUUUAAUAGGAAAUCGAAACCUAAGGAAAAACCAAUUGAUGAAAAGUUUUGUUAUACAAAUAACAUAGAUUUAACACAUUUUUAA